This is a messenger RNA of Anopheles marshallii, 2070 nucleotides long. RefSeq names its product caM kinase-like vesicle-associated protein. Gene Ontology annotation, molecular function: protein serine/threonine kinase activity; ATP binding. Bases 1 to 2070 code for a protein of 689 amino acids. The record is from RefSeq and is a predicted model, not a curated record. The transcript is spliced from 5 exons. Gene Ontology annotation, biological process: intracellular signal transduction; protein phosphorylation; positive regulation of apoptotic process. Lineage: Eukaryota; Metazoa; Arthropoda; Insecta; Diptera; Culicidae. Gene Ontology annotation, cellular component: nucleus.
AUGCAGUUGCCGCAGGGGUUCUCCCACGUUGGCGACGGCCGUCUGUGCAUCAGCGAGGAACACUUGCUGAAGCUGAAGACGCCGAGAGAUAUCAACGAAGUGUACCAGGUUGCAGACACCUGGAUCGCCAAAGGCAUGUACGGCAUCGUUCGAGCCGCCGUAUCAAAACAAUCUGGCAUUAGCUACGCGGCCAAAUUUCUACGUCGACGCAGGCGGGGCCAAUGUUGCCUGAGCGAAAUCAAUCACGAGAUAGCGGUGCUGAUGCUAUGCGCUGACUCUGACCAUGUUGUGAAGCUGCAGGCCGUCCACGAAACGCGCUCAGAGUUCGCCCUCAUAUUGGAGCUUGCGACCGGCGGCGAAUUGCAAACGCUCAUCGAUGAGCAAGGCCAACUAGCGGAGCAGGCGACGCGCGUUUGCAUGCGUGAAAUUUUACGCGCCCUGCAACAUAUGCACAGCAAAUCCAUCGCACACCUGGACCUGAAGCCGCAAAACAUACUACUAGCCGGGAAAUCCGUUGACGAUGGUCUGAAACUGUGUGACUUUGGACUUGCUCGGUUCAUUGCGGAGAAGGACAAGAUCUACGAGAUCGUCGGUACGCCCGACUAUGUGGCACCGGAGGUGCUACACUACAAUCCACUAUCCCUGCAAACGGACAUCUGGUCAAUCGGCGUGCUCGCCUACGUCCUGCUGACCGGGUUGUCACCGUUCGGGGGCGACAACAAGCAGGAAACGUUCCUGAACGUCACCAAAUGCUCGCUCACCUUUCCGGACGAUUUGUUCAGCGGAAUAUCGAGCGAUGCGAUCGACUUCAUUAAGAGCACGCUUAGAAUCAAGCCAAAGGAUCGACUGACCGUCGACGAGUGUCUCGAGCAUCGGUGGUUAAAAGAGGACACGGUUUGCCUGAGAGAGGAAAUGUUAGCCGCCCGUGCCUCAGCGGCACAUGAUAAAUCCGGCACCAGAGCUGUGAUGACUGAAAACGGCAUUGAGAGUGGAAGCAAUGCAGCAGUAGUAGAGAAUGGAAAUGGUUAUGGCACGAAGCAGAAGUUGUUAGCGGUGGUAGAGUGUGGCAGCAGUAAUACAGCAACCGUUGCCUUGCCCGCUUUAUCCGUCAUUAGUGUGUCGGCCGAACAAGAUGGAUGCGAAGCGGGUGGUGGAGACGGUGGUGGAGGAGGAGGAAGAGGAGGAGGUAGUGGUGGUGCAGGAAGAAAAUCAUCUCCCCCAGCAGAGCUGAAGAUAGCACAGCGUGAUAUCACCACGAUUGGGGAAGAAAAUAAGGAAAAUGUUAUUGCCGGAGGUGGGUUAGUGUCGCGGUCACUGUUUCCCGAUGCGCCCACCACACCCAAGGUUAGCCGAAAGACGCUACCGGUGGAAACACAGAACGAUGGGACCCUCUUUACCCAUCUUCAUCACCAUAAUUAUCAUCACCAUCAUCAUUACUACAACCAUCAAGCACAAUAUUUGCUUCAUAAUAGUUUUAUAACGCAGCAACUCCACCAUGUGCUUAACCAGAACGUUGCGCUGCCCAACAGUAACGGCAAUGAUAAUAGUGGCAGUAACAGUAGCGUUGCGUUAGCUGCCCGCCAAGGUUCACCGUCGUGUGUGAACAAUUUUGUACAAAACAUGCACAUACAAUCAAAUAUGAUGCAGCGCGCUGUUGCUCGUAGUAGCAGUAGUAGUGAUGGUAACAUCGAGGUGACAGUGAAAGUAGAACCAGGCGACGAGAAUGUGAUCGAUCUAAGCUGCCGAAUACUCACACCACCGGUAACGGAAUGCAAUGAACUCGAUGCGGUGAAUGAUUGCAGCAGCGCUACAACAAACGGCUGUACGAACGUUACCAGUACCUCGUUGCCGAUAAUCCCGGGUGAAGUGGCUGCCAGUACAAGCUGUACCAACGACACCAACACCUCCUUCCCUGCGGUUGCCGCUUCUACGGUUAGCAACAGUUGCCGAUCGACGGCAGCAACACUCUGCACGCUGCAGUGUACGGAAUCAACAGUCAUCGAUCUUUCCACGAAAAGUCACAACAAGCCGACGCUUCAGCAGAGCGACAAGGAUGCCAUUACCUGCUGA